Messenger RNA from Diutina rugosa, 1440 nucleotides. RefSeq lists its product as uncharacterized. Lineage: Eukaryota; Fungi; Ascomycota; Pichiomycetes; Serinales; Debaryomycetaceae. The coding region runs from base 1 to 1440 and encodes 479 amino acids. The record is from RefSeq and is a predicted model, not a curated record. Gene Ontology annotation, molecular function: monooxygenase activity; oxidoreductase activity, acting on paired donors, with incorporation or reduction of molecular oxygen. The transcript has a single exon.
AUGACCACCGACCGCAAGCCCCUCAUAUUGAAUGCCUUUGAGAUCGGCGCCCUGGGUCUCCAGGCCCCCGGUCUCUGGACCCACCCCGACGACCACUCACGUGACUACAACAAGAUCGAGUACUGGACGAACUUGGCCCAGUUGUUGGAAAAGGGGAAAUUCAACGGGUUAUUUAUCGCCGACGUGUUAGGCCCCUACGACGUCUACAACGGCCCCCACAAUUUCACGGCGGCGGCGUCGCUGGGGGCGCAAUUCCCCAUCAACGAGCCUAGUGCCGUGGUGUCGGCGAUGGCGGCAGUCACCAAGCACUUAACCUUCGGGAUCACCUUCUCCACCAUUUCCGAACAGCCGUACCACUUCGCUCGUCGCUUGGCCACGUUGGACCACUUGACCAACGGCCGGGUGGGGUGGAACGUGGUCACCUCGUACUUGGACCUGGCGGCGCGCAACUUGAUCCCCGAAGGCGAAUUGCCCCCGAGAGAAAAGCGCUACCAAAGGGCCGAAGAGUACUUGCAAGUGAUCUACAAGUUGCUUGUGAGCUCGUGGCGGGACGACGCCGUGGUGGUGAAGAACCGGGUGUUCACUGACCCCACCAGAGUGCGCGAAAUCAACCACGAGGGCGAGUACUUCAAAGUGCCGGGUCCCGCCAUCACCGAGCCUCUGCCGCAAAGAUUACCCGUGAUUUUACAAGCCGGGGCGUCUAAGGAGGGGAUCGAUUUUGCUGCUCGUAAUGCCGAGAUUGUUUUCCUCACUAACUUCACUCCCGAAAGUUUAGGGGCUAAGAUCGAAGAGAUUAAGCAAGUGGCCGCUAAGUACGGCAGACAGGACGAUAUCAAGUUCUUGCAACUCAUCACCAUUGUCGUCGCGCCCACCCACGAGGAGGCCGAGAAAAAGUACAAGGACUACAAGGCGCACGGCGACCUCGAAGGGGCCCAGGCGCUUUUCUCGGGGUGGACCGGGAUCGACAUUGGCCAGUUCGGUGAAGACGAAGAGUUGAGAGACACCGGCUCCAACGCCGUCAAGGGUUUUGUUGACAACUGGACCAAGUUGGGUCCCGGCGAGUCGCCCGAUAUCAAGAAGACGCGUAAGUACGUCGCCGACCAAAUCACUGUGGGUGGUAUUGGUCCCGUGUUCUGGGGUACCCCCACCGAAGUCGCCGACGAGAUUGAGCGCUGGGUCGACAUUUCCAAGGUCGACGGGUUCAACAUCACCUACGCGGUGUCCCCCGGCUCGUUUGAGGACGUGGUCAACUACGUGAUCCCUGAAUUGCAGAAGCGUAAAUUGGUGUGGGAAGAGUACCCCGAAAAGCCUACGACCUACCGCGAACAAGUUUUCGGGGCGGAGUUCGUCAACGAGCACCACCCGGCACACAAGCUCAGAUGGACGCCUCAGUACACCAAAGAGGAGUUCGACGCCAAGCUCGCCGCAGACUCCCAGUAG